Heterocephalus glaber (naked mole-rat) is the source of this 540-nucleotide messenger RNA. RefSeq names its product phosphodiesterase 6H (gene Pde6h). The record is from RefSeq and is a predicted model, not a curated record. Gene Ontology annotation, cellular component: photoreceptor outer segment membrane. Lineage: Eukaryota; Metazoa; Chordata; Mammalia; Rodentia; Bathyergidae. Gene Ontology annotation, biological process: positive regulation of epidermal growth factor receptor signaling pathway; visual perception; positive regulation of G protein-coupled receptor signaling pathway. Gene Ontology annotation, molecular function: cGMP binding; 3',5'-cyclic-nucleotide phosphodiesterase activity.
CAUCAGGCACCUAGGCGCUGUCAAAAUGAAUGACAAUGCUACUUUGGCUACUCCAGCACCAAGCCAGGGUCCCACUACCCCCCACAAAGGACCCCCCAAGUUCAAGCAGAGCACUCGCCAAUUCAAGAGCAAGCCUCCGAAGAAAGGUGUGAAAGGGUUUGGAGAUGACAUCCCAGGCAUGGAGGGGCUGGGAACAGAUAUCACGGUGAUCUGCCCUUGGGAGGCUUUCAGCCAUCUGGAGCUGCAUGAACUCGCUCAGUUUGGGAUCAUCUAAGGCACCAGAGGCUCCGCCACUCUCACUCAUGGGUGUCUGCUCUAAAUUUACUUUGCCCUACUGAUCUGCAGAAUCUGGAUAUUUAGUAUUCAUAGGUAGUUUUGGGGCUUAUGUGGGCCUUUCUGAUCAGUUACUAUUGAAUUCUCUUAGCAUCAGAAUCACUCUUGCAGUAUGACUUAGCAUGGAAUAGUUACAGGAAAUCUACAUUUGUUGGGGCAUUUCGGGUUUUAUCCCUUUUCCUAUCAGCUGCUCAGAAAUCAUCAAUA